Pseudogymnoascus verrucosus is the source of this 2295-nucleotide messenger RNA. RefSeq lists its product as uncharacterized. The transcript has 2 exons. Gene Ontology annotation, biological process: sucrose catabolic process. NCBI's taxonomy places the organism in Eukaryota, Fungi, Ascomycota, Leotiomycetes, Thelebolales, Thelebolaceae. Bases 571 to 2259 code for a protein of 562 amino acids. Gene Ontology annotation, molecular function: sucrose alpha-glucosidase activity. The record is from RefSeq and is a predicted model, not a curated record.
GAUUGUACAAAGAAAAUGUACAAAGAAAAUGGUAGUUGUACAGGAGGUGGAAUCUCGCGCUGUGCCCCGUAAUAAGAGACCGGGGAAGUGGGGCAGACGGUUUUGACGGAUAAUGAAUUCGUAGCGUUGACGCUUUCUUACUCACCUAUUCCCCUCUCCGCACUGUUCGAAUUUGCGGUUGAUUUUGAGGUGGCUAUGAGAUCGUCCGACUGACCAAUAGGCUGAAUUUCAGGAGUCGUCCACGAUCCCUACACACCCCUACACCUUCGGUGCUAUUCGACCAAGGUCAUUACUCUUCUCUCUGGGAGUUUCCAUCCAAAGAGAGAAUUUGCUAUCCUAGGAGACUCCAAAUCCACAGCACUCGUAAUGGUGUAGCGACCCGUAGGAUAAUUUUACAAGGUCGUGUGGAUGAUCGGCACCGAAUGAGCUAUCCUCGACGACUCCUUUACCCCUCUUUCUCAGUUGCUGCCGUAAGUUAACUUCACUUAGAUAUCUCUUCUUAACCCCUCUCACUACAAUUCCGAUUUGUCGCACACCGCAAAAUCCACACACUUCACAGAGACACCAUCAAUGGCAUUCAAUCGCUUUCGUCCGACAUCCCAUUUUAUUGCCCCUCACUCGUGGUCAAAUGAUCCGUGUGGUGCAGUAUACGUCCCCGAGACAGGAGAGUACCUCUUCUGCUACCAAUGGAAUCCGGGCACUACUGAGGGGGGAAACUGUGCGUGGGGAAUGGCACGUAGCAAGGAUCUAGUCACUUGGGAAGAUUGUCCACCAGCAAUCAGAAAUGGCAUCACUACGUCAUAUGACUCCCUUGGAGUCUUCUCUGGAUCUAUAGCCUCAAGACUGAUUCAAGACAAAAGAGUACUGUUUCUCUUUUAUACAAGCGUAUCAGCUGUACCGAUUCAUUGGUCCAUAGACUAUAUCGAAGGGUGUGAGUCUCAAUCAGUGGCAGUCUCAACGGAUUUUGGAAAUUCAUGGCAUCGAUACGAAAACAACCCUCUGCUGCGAGCACCCCCUAAACAGGCCGCGACGACUGGUUGGCGCGACCCGUUUGUCUCUCGUUGGAAGUCCCUCUCAAUCCUCCUCGGAAUAGACCCGUCAACCGAUUAUAUGAUGAUUGCAUCGGGUGAACGUGGUAGAUCCCAGCUUCAUCUCUACCAAUCUAAUGACCUACUCGACUGGAAACUAGUCUCUUCGAUUCUGGACGUCGAAGCAGGCUCUAGGAUCUCGCCAGUAGCAUACCUGAGAUUUGGCAUGAACUUCGAAUGUGCUAGCUUUUUCUCCAUCAAUCAAAGGGACUAUAUUAUUGUAGGCGUGGAGGAAGAUGUUACGAGCAAGCGUCACAACCAACGCUACACUCUUUGGCUUUGCGGUACUCUGGUUAUAGAGGCUGGAUGUCCUAAAUUUGAAAUCUCCAGUCAUGGGUUGUUGGAUCAUGGCGUUCUCUAUGCGCCUCACAUCUUCCGCGAUUCUGAGGAUCGUCUUCUCCAGCUCGGUUGGGCGGAUGAAACCGCCCAACCAUAUAUGGUGAGAAAGCAAGGUUGGGCCGGAUGUUUGACCCAACCAAGAGAAUUGUACGAGAUCUCGAGACCAGCCAUCGACGUGGUCAAGACCCAACAUAUUUGGAACCUAGAUGAACAGGGUGGAAACGUGACAACGCUUGGUAUCCGCCCAGCACCCCAACUCCGUGGCCUUCGAGAUGCAAAACAUUCCACAUCUUUAUCAAGCUUCAGAAAAUUUCAAGGCACAAAUUGCGACGUUGAGGCUACCUUCAAACACAUUCUUGGCAACGAAAAAUUUGCCUUCAACUUCCGAGAAGCCCCUGAUUCUGUCGAAGUGACGAAAGUUAUUUUCGACCUUGAGGAUGGUCAGAUUACAGUUGAUCGAAGCCGAUCUAGUGUACAGAACCUUGGUGCAAACUUUCCAGAUUCAGGCCAGUUCUGCCUAGUCUUAGGCGAGGACCUCAAAAUUAGGAUUUCGAUGGAUAACUCAAUCCUUGAAGUGUAUGCAAAUGAUCGAUUCGCAAUUACCUCAAGGGUUUAUCCAAGUCUAGAAAGCUCGGUGGGGGCCUCAUAUGAUUUCGGGGCCUUUUCUGAGAAGAACGUGGAAUUCAAAUUCUGGGAAGGGAUAAAAAAUGCAUGGCCUGGACGGGAUGCAAAUGAGAAUAGUUUAGAGUUGUUCUCGUUGGCGGAGGCGAAGGAUUUGAUGCCAAAUCUUGGAUCUAGCAAUUUUAUGAUACAAGCUGCUAUGCCUGCUUAAUUUAUACUAGAAUGAUUAGGUCUUGCUUCUAGCGAU